AGAAGAUGGCUUAUCAGGGAGUACACAAGGUCCCAAUGAGCAGAGGUUGGACAACACAAUCUCUAUCGAUAAGAUGAUGGUUCACGAACCAAGGUACAAAUGCCACCAAUGCGAAGGCGCGGCGUGCGGCGGGCCGGGCUCGGAGUGCCGCGAGGCGCUGUUCUGCUUCAAGUCCUCGGUACGGCUGUCUGACGGCGAGCUGCAGCACUCGCGCGGCUGCUCCGAGCGGAGGGACCAUUACCAGUUCACGUGCCGAUCUAAUGCGCAUCAUCAGGGUGUGCGCAAGCGUCACGCCGGUCAGCGAAACGUGACAUGCUGCCGCGGCGACAUGUGCAACGACGGGGACUUCCCCGGCCUGCCGCCGCUGGCCGACACCUCCAUACAGCCGCUGCACUCCAGCGCGCGCAAGCUGGGCGUCAUCGUGGCCGCGUCCGUCAUAGCCGUCGCCGCUGUCGUCGCCAUGGCGGUGUUCGUGGUCAGGCGGAGUCACAGGUUGCGAGUGUCGCGCGCCGCUCUGCACAAGCUGGGCGCGGAUCCGAAUUACUUCUCAUCUAAUGUCUAUAAUCCGCAAGUCACCAAUCCGUUUUAUGAAGGCGGCGAGGGGUCUGGCGGCGCGGGCGCAGGCUGGGUGGUGGCGGUGGCGGCGGGCGACUCCACGCUGCGCGAGUACCUGGAGUGCUCGGUGACGUCGGGCUCGGGCUCGGGGCUGCCGCUCAUGGUGCAGCGCACGCUCGCCAAGCAGGUCACGCUCUACGACUGCAUCGGGAAGGGUCGGUACGGCGAGGUGUGGCGCGGCUCGUGGUACGCGGACUCCGUGGCGGUGAAGAUAUUCUUCUCGCGCGACGAGGCGAGCUGGCGCCGCGAGACCGAGAUCUACAGCACCGUGCUGCUGCGCCACGACAACAUACUCGCGUACAUCGGCAGCGACAUGACCAGCCGGGGCAGUUGCACGCAGUUAUGGUUGAUAACUCACUUCCACCCGCUGGGCUCGCUGCACGAGUACCUGUCCCGGACCACACUCACGCGUCAUCAGAUGAUGGUCAUCGUGCUCUCCACGGUCAACGGGCUGCUGCAUCUGCACACCCAGAUACACGGCACGCAGGGCAAACCAGCGAUAGCUCACCGCGACAUAAAGACGAAGAACAUCCUGGUGAAGAUAAACGGCGAGUGCUGCAUAGCUGAUCUGGGGCUGGCGCUGACGCAAGCGCACAUCUCCGCACAGCAGCACCACUGCACCAGGCAGGGCACUAAGCGGUACAUGAGUCCAGAGAUGCUGGACCAGAGCAUGAACCCGCUGUGUCUGGAGUCGUACCUGCGCUGCGACGUGUAUGCGCUUGCGCUGGUGGUGUGGGAGGUGUGCCGGCGCGUGUCCCCCGCCAGCCCGCCGGCGCUGCCGUACCACCCGCUCGUGCCGCAGGACCCCAGCUUCGACGACAUGAGGAAGAUCGUGGCUGUGGAGCAGGUCAGGCCGGAUCCGCCGCAUUCUGAUCAUCCG
This is a messenger RNA of Manduca sexta (tobacco hornworm), 1495 nucleotides long. Its product is annotated as activin receptor type-1-like. Gene Ontology annotation, biological process: cellular response to growth factor stimulus; dorsal/ventral pattern formation; BMP signaling pathway. The transcript has 9 exons. The record is from RefSeq and is a predicted model, not a curated record. The annotation marks the transcript as partial. Gene Ontology annotation, cellular component: BMP receptor complex; plasma membrane. Lineage: Eukaryota; Metazoa; Arthropoda; Insecta; Lepidoptera; Sphingidae. Gene Ontology annotation, molecular function: transforming growth factor beta receptor activity, type I; ATP binding; SMAD binding.